This is a messenger RNA of Neurospora tetrasperma FGSC 2508, 1575 nucleotides long. RefSeq lists its product as uncharacterized. Lineage: Eukaryota; Fungi; Ascomycota; Sordariomycetes; Sordariales; Sordariaceae. Gene Ontology annotation, biological process: N-acylphosphatidylethanolamine metabolic process; N-acylethanolamine metabolic process. Gene Ontology annotation, molecular function: zinc ion binding; N-acylphosphatidylethanolamine-specific phospholipase D activity. The coding region runs from base 193 to 1374 and encodes 393 amino acids. The record is from RefSeq and is a predicted model, not a curated record. Gene Ontology annotation, cellular component: cytoplasm; membrane-bounded organelle. The transcript has 2 exons.
UCAAAGCCAUCCGGACUGCCGGUGUCAUUUGUUAUUAAAGGGGCAGCAUGCCGGUCUAGAUGGUCGUCGACUUCAACAGUUGCGACGAACCGCGCACGUCAUCUGCUAGUAUCUGGAUCAGCCGUGCACCCAUCCCAUAACUCUUCAACAGCCCAGACGUCACCACCACCAUCAAGGAGAUCAUUCAACACCAUGGCCGAAUACUCAGCAACCGUGUCCAAGCCCACAUUGGGUGUCGCGCCCGAGGAUGCCACCAGCCAUCAUGUCAGGGAUUCCAAGGGUAAACUCAUCGGGUUCCAGAACCCGCACCCGUCUGCCGGUGUCCUGCGCAACACUCUGCAGACAGUAGGCAAGAUGUUCUUGUCAAGGCUCCAGGGCAAAAUGCCAGCUCCCGACUUGUCAAAUGUUCAGAUUCCCGUCAUCAAGCCUUACUUUUUGGAAGAGAAGUCUGAGGCGCAGAACAGCGACACCAAGACCCUGCGCGCUACCUGGCUCGGCCACGCAUGCUAUUAUGUCGAGUACCCCAACGGCCUGCGCGUGCUUUUCGACCCCGUCUUUGAAGAUCGCUGCGCACCUAGUCGUUACCUCGGCCCCAAGCGGUACACCCAACCGCCGUGCAGGCUGGCCGACAUCCCCAAGCUGGAUGCCAUUGUCAUUUCGCACUCGCACUAUGACCACCUGUCGGAGCCGACCGUGCGAGAGCUCGCGGCGAACAACCCGGACGCGCACUUCUUUGUCGGCUUGGGGUUGGCGAGUUGGUUCCGCGACACGGGUAUCGACAAGGUGACGGAGAUGGACUGGUGGGAGGACGCCACCCUGACCAUCAAGAAGCCUAGCACUUCCGACGGCAAGGAGACCAUGGAAGAGAUCGAGGCCCAAGUCUCUUGCCUGCCAUGCCAACACUCCUCCGCCCGCACCGGCUGGGACAAAGACACCACUCUCUGGUGCUCAUUCGCCAUCAAGUCAGGCGGCAAGUCAGUCUGGUUCGGCGGUGAUACGGGCUACCGCGCCGUACCGGAGAUGCCGGCGGAGGAAGACGACUACGGACCAAAGUACGACUCACUGCCCCGCUGCCCUCAUUUCAAGCACAUUGGUGAGCUACGCGGGCCCUUUAACUUGGGUUUGAUUCCCAUUGGCGCGUACAGGCCCAGAUGGAUGUGGAGCGGCUUGCACUCGAACCCAUAUGAUGCCGUGGAGAUCUUCAAGGACACCAAGUGCGAGAAGGCCAUGGCGAUCCACUGGGGCACUUGGGUGUUGACCAUCGAGGAGGUGGAGGAGCCGCCCAAGUUGCUGAAGGAGGCGUUGAAGACGAGUGGACUGCCUGAGACGGGAGUGUUUGAUAGCUGUGCCAUUGGCGAGACCAAGGAGUUUUGAUGGCUUCCUCCAAUCGGCGGCGCACAUAUGAUGGGAUUGGGGAUGAUACCCGAGCGUGGCGUUGGCUUCCAGGUUAACAAGUUAAGGUUUCUGUACGAUAGGUAGGUAGGUAGGAAAGGGAAGGGCUAUGCAUAUGAACAGGUAGGUCUUUCUCUGACGAUUGACAGUGUGAAUAUCAAAAAACCUCAUGGUGGUCAGCAU